Messenger RNA from Lycium ferocissimum, 629 nucleotides. RefSeq lists its product as uncharacterized. Bases 134 to 382 code for a protein of 82 amino acids. NCBI's taxonomy places the organism in Eukaryota, Viridiplantae, Streptophyta, Magnoliopsida, Solanales, Solanaceae. The record is from RefSeq and is a predicted model, not a curated record. The transcript is spliced from 2 exons.
AGUUAUUUCACAAAGAGUAAGGGAACAUUCCGUAAUACCCAAACUACUUUCUUAACUCUUCUAAUCGCUUCCAUUACUUUCAUUUUCUUCUUUUUUCUACCCCCAAUACUUUCACUCUCCAGAACUCAGAAAGAUGAACCCUAGAACUGAUAAACUCGUUAGAAGAACAACAAUGGUGGCUACUGUAACUGCUUCUUAUUUCCUUCUUACUGCUGAUUAUGGCCCUGAACCCAAUGUUCUUGAUCCGAUUAAAAAUGCAAUACAGUCAGCAGAACAUUCUCUCAAAGAGUCGAUCUUUGGACCAAAGAAGGGUGUUCAAGAACACGAGGCUGAGAAACAGGCUCCUAGCUCUUUGGAGAAACAUCAAAAGUCCGGCAGCUAACUAGUUUUCCUCGUCCAAGCAUGUAAAGUGUAGGACUACAACUUAACCAACAUCUGGAACUCUAUCUACUUCCUUUUCUGAACGCUUUUUCUUCUAAAGGUGAAUGUGAAUAUUAGGAUUCGCCUCCUUUAAGCAUGUUAUCAAUGCUGUAAAUGUUAUCCAUACCGGAGCAUGUUUAUUUUGAUAUCCAGGGAUCUGUUAUCAGUUGAAUGAAUUAAAAUUUUCGUCUAUAUGCUGACAAGCUCAA